Molecule: messenger RNA, 4326 nt
Organism: Myxocyprinus asiaticus (Chinese sucker)
Lineage: Eukaryota; Metazoa; Chordata; Actinopteri; Cypriniformes; Catostomidae
Product: alpha-2-macroglobulin-like protein 1
Exons: 34
Coding region: 1-4326 (1441 amino acids)
Cellular component (GO): extracellular region
Molecular function (GO): endopeptidase inhibitor activity
Source: RefSeq, a predicted model, not a curated record
AUGGCUGUAAAGGAGAUUUGUGUUUGGAAAAGGCUCAUUUUAGCCUUGUUCCUCUUUGCUGUUAAUGGACAAAGAUCAGGGCCAUUUUUCAUGGUGACGUUUCCUGCAGUGAUUGAGUCAGGAUCUGAGGCCAAGUUGUGUGCAGGCCUUCUCAAACCCAACGAGAGUCUCACGAUGACCAUUUCUCUCUUUAAUGAGAGAAAUGUGAUAACUGAACUUGUACAGCAGAGAUCUGCAACCGACUUUCAGCGCUGCUAUAACUUCCGGGCUCCUCAAGUAGGGGUAGAAUCUGUGCAGAAAGUGAAGGUGGUGAUUCAAGGGAGGGCUUUCAAAAUGACUGAAGAAAGGAAAGUCCUGUUCAGACCUUCCCUACCUUUGACCUUCAUCCAAACAGACAAACCCAUCUAUAAUCCAGGACAAAUGGUGAAUUUCAGAGUCGUUACCGUGGAUGGCAAGUUUGUGCCUCUCGAUCAAAUGUAUAGUGUGGUGGUGGUGGAGGACAGUCAGAGUAACCGAAUUGGUCAGUGGACAAAUGUUUCCUCCACAAGGUGGAUAUUGACACUUUCUCAUGAGUUAAACCCAGAGGCUCGGCUAGGGAUGUACGCACUGAAGGCUUUUAUUGGUGAAAGAAUGAUUUUGCAGGUUUUUGAGGUGAAAGAAUACGUUUUACCCAAGUUUGACGUUACCGUGAGAGCACCACAGAUGUGUAGUGUUGGAGAUGUGGGACUGAAAGUUGAGGUUUGUGGCAAAUACACAUAUGGGCAACCUGUACCUGGUCAAACAUGGAUUGAAGUUUGUCGUAAGCCUUUUGAAUUCAUUUCGGUUCCUGAGGUGACCCCUCUGUGCCUGAAUAAAACCAUGAAGAUGAAUGACACUGGCUGUGCCUCCCAUACCUUCAAUAUGUCAGUGUUUUUCAACACCAAAUUUGAGGACCGUCUGCAAGAUUAUUUUGUCAUUAAUGUGAACCUCACUGAAGAGGGAACUGACAUUGUCGUCACAAAAUCUGUAACUGUAUCCCUUACGUUUGAAAUUGGCAGUGUCACGUUUGUGGACAUGCCUGAGUAUUUUGAACCUGGAUCAACCAUAAAGGGAAAGAUCUCUGCAUCUAACUUCAAUGGGACCCCAAUUGCACGCAAGGUCUAUCUCCUGGAGAGUUCCAGCUGGCCACCCAAACUGUUGUUGAAUCUCACUACAAACCAAAAUGGACUGGCCACGUUCUCCCUCAAUACAGCUAGUCUUCCUAAUGCUGAUGUUAAUCUGGUGGCAAGUGCAACUCCUGAGGAGUCUUAUGGUUACAAAACACCAUACUUUACCACAGACAGAAAGACCGUUAGUCUCUUCCAACCUGCUACUCCCUACACGCCAACAUUCAGUGAAAUUGCUAUAAUGAAGCUCGUGCAGCCAUUGAAAUGUGGUGCUGAGUUUACGGUGACUAUCAAAUAUUCUUUUGUUGGGGAGUCUGGUAACUACAACACCAACAUUACCUACAUGGUGUUGUCCAGAGGAGUGAUAAUACUACAUGGAUUUGAGAAAGUUGAUGUGAGGACUUCUGGUUCCAUAACCAGUGGCACCGUAUCGUUCAAGCUGUCAAUUGUUGUCGAUUUGGCUCCAGCAGUGCAGAUUCUGGCAUUCUGUGUUCUUCCCAGUGAGAAUGUAGUUGCUGGCAGUGCAACAUUUGACACUGAAAUGUGUUUAAAAAACCAGGUGUCCCUGCAGUUCUCCCCUGUUAUGGCUGUUCCUGGUGAGGGAAAUGUUUUGACACUCUCUGCUCAGCCAGGAUCACUGUGUGGCCUCAGUGCAAUAGAUCAGAGCAUCCGAAUCUUGGAGCCAGGAAGACGUUUGAAUGCUGAAACGGUGUUCAAUUUACUCCCGAUGCGAUCACCGUCAGAUUACCCAUAUGUUGUGGAGGAUGAACGGGAGUGCCUGAUUGUUAGACCCCGUCGAGCUGUUCCUACAGACAAAGCCUACGACGCCUUCAAGAGUGUGGGGUUGAAGAUUGCUACAAAUUUGCCUGUCCGAGAACCGGAGUGCCUGAUGUAUAGGGGCCUGAAUUAUUAUCACAACGGAUGUAGGUCCAUGCAGUUGUCUGGCAUUCUUUUUAAGAGGGGUGAAACUGCCAUGGGUGCCCUGGUGGGUGCCAUGCAAGGAGCAGAUGAGAGCAGUUCCUCUUUUGACCUGACCUUCAGGACAUUCUUUCCAGAAACGUGGAUCUGGCAACUUGCUGAUGUGGGGGGCACUGGAUCGGCAAAGAUUCCCGUCAAGGUUCCUGACACAAUCACCACAUGGGAGACUGAGGCAUUCUGUCUGUCCUCCAAUGGUCUCGGUCUGGCACCUCCUGCUCUGUUGACUGUGUUCCAGCCCUUCUUCUUGGAGCUUUCCCUGCCUUACUCCAUCAUCCGUGGCGAGUUUUUUGAGCUGAAGGCCACUGUCUUCAACUAUCAGUCCAAGUGCAUCAUGGUACAAGUAACUCCAGCUCCAUCAUCGGGCUACACUCUUAAACUGGUGUCUAGUGAUCCGUAUUCAUGUCUCUGCACCAAUGGGAGAAAAACCUUCAAAUGGGUUCUCACGGCUUCUGUUCUUGGAGCUCUAAAUGUGACCGUCAGUGCACAGGCUGAGCAGUCCCGGACUACGUGUGGCAAUGAGGUUGUGAGCGUGCCAGCAAGAGGACGCAUUGACAUAGUGACUCAAAGUCUACUUGUACUGGCUGAAGGAGUUGAGAGGAUAAAGACCCAGAGUUGGUUACUGUGCCCAAAGGGAAGCCCUCUUUUAGAAGAGGUGGUGCUGAUGCUUCCUGCAAAUGUGAUCCAGGGAUCAGCCAAAUGCUCUGUUUCGGUCAUUGGGGAUAUAAUGGGCCGUGCUUUGAAGAAUCUUGAUGGACUAUUACAGAUGCCAUAUGGCUGUGGAGAACAGAAUAUAGCUGUUCUUUCUCCCAAUAUUUACAUCCUGCAGUAUCUGAAAUUCACUCGGCAACUGACCGCAGCCAUCCGAGAACGAGCCACUGGCUACCUUGAGAGUGGGUACCAAAGACAACUGAACUACAGGCACAGUGACGGUUCCUUCAGCACAUUUGGUUACGAUGAGUCCAAUACAUGGUUGACUGCCUUUGUCCUGAGGUCUUUUGGCGAAGCACAGAAAUUCAUCUUCAUUGAUCCACAUGUCAUUCAGAGCGCAAAGGAUUGGCUGAUGAGCAAGCAGGGUUCAGAUGGCUGUUUCAUGCAACAGGGAAUUCUGUACCACAAUGCCAUGAAGGGUGGGGUUGGUGAUAAUGUGACCAUGACUGCCUACAUCACUGCAUCACUGCUUGAACUAGACAUCCCAGCAACGGAUCCUGUUGUCACCAGCGCUUUGUCAUGCUUGAGGUCUGUCGUUGGGAACCUGGGAAACACCUACGCCACUGCUCUGCUUGCCUACACGUUCGGUCUGGCUGGAGAGACCAACACUCGAUUACAGCUUUUAAAUGCCUUGGACAAUGUUGCUAUUACUGAUGGAGGACGUCUCCAUUGGUCUCAGACUGUAUCUGGUGACACUCUGGCAGUGGAGAUCAGCUCCUAUGUGCUGCUAGCUGUUCUUGCUGUAAACCCCCUCUCUGCAGCUAAUCUGGGCUAUGCUAACAGGAUUGUCAACUGGCUUGUGGCUCAACAGAAUCCCUAUGGAGGCUUCUCUUCCACCCAGGACACGGUGGUGGCUCUUCAGGCUCUCUCCUUGUACGCGGCUGCAGUGUUCAGCUCCGAGGGCUCCAGUACAGUUAUUGUACAGUCCUCCGCAGGAGGAGAAGUUUAUAACUUUGAUGUGAAUCGAGACAACCGGCUGCUGUAUCAGGAGAAGCCGCUGAAGAAUGUUCCCGGCAAAUACAGUGUUAAAGUGACUGGUUCUGCAUGCGUGUCUGUGCAGGUUGCAAUGUUCUACAACAUCCCACCACCUGUUCAAACCACCAAAACCUUGAGUGUUGAAACUAAAGUGAAGGGAGAAUGCAGACCCCUUGGAGACAAACUCCUGCUCAGCUUCACUGUGAAAUACAAUGGACCAAAAGGAAGUACCAACAUGGUUGUAGUGGACAUUAAACUUCUGUCAGGCUUCACGGCAGACACCUCAACGCUUGGUGCUCCACCCAAUGCGUAUGCCCCACUAGUGGAGCGUGUUGAUACUGAAGAUGAUCGCGUCCUAGUGUAUCUGAAAGAGGUUUCUAAAAGUGUCCCUAUGACUUAUGCGCUCCAGCUGAAAGCAGUUCUAGCAGUGAAAAAUCUCAAGCCAGCUGUAGUCCGAGUUUAUGACUACUAUCAAACAAGUGAUCAGUUUGAGACUGUAUACACAUCUCCCUGCCCAUAA